Mobula hypostoma (lesser devil ray) is the source of this 6356-nucleotide messenger RNA. Its product is annotated as pumilio homolog 2-like. The coding region runs from base 167 to 3733 and encodes 1188 amino acids. Gene Ontology annotation, biological process: regulation of mRNA stability; miRNA processing. The record is from RefSeq and is a predicted model, not a curated record. Lineage: Eukaryota; Metazoa; Chordata; Chondrichthyes; Myliobatiformes; Myliobatidae. The transcript is spliced from 22 exons. Gene Ontology annotation, cellular component: cytosol; cytoplasm. Gene Ontology annotation, molecular function: mRNA 3'-UTR binding.
UCCGAAUCCUCCCUUCGCAUGCGGGAGAGCGGCUUCCCCGUGCCCGAAACCCUGGCGCGCUGGGAGCCGUCCAGGACGCGAGCCGGGGGAGGAGCGGGAGCGGGAGCGGGGCCGGCGCGCUGAGAGCCGUCCAGGACAGGACGCGACCUGGGGUUGCCGUGGUGGAAUGAAUACUUCAUGUGUCCUGCUGGGCAUGAGUGAAGUGACUUGGCAGCAGGAGUCGACGCGGAUGAUGCACGGGAGUACCGGCGGCGGGGCUGCUCCUGAAGGCAGCGUUGGAAACGGCAACAGCAACGACGGCAGCAGCCUGGUGUUGAGCGCGGCGCCACCAAGGGCCCUGGGCUCUGGCGCCACCCCGGCCAUCGCGUCUGGACACCCCGGUGCGCAGCCACUUAUGAGUGGUCGCUCGCAGGACGACGCCACGGUGGGUUACUUCUUCCAGCGGCAACCAGGCGAGCAGCUGGGCGGCUACUCAAACAAACACCGGUGGCCCACGGGUGAUGGAGUUCACAUUGAGCAUCAGGUUCGAUCUGUGGAUGAGAUGAAUCAUGACUUUCAAGCUCUUGCACUGGAGGGACGGGGAAUGAGCGAACUUUUACCUGCUAAUAAAUUCUGGGAAUCAGAUGAUUCAGCUAAAGAUAGCCAAAAAGGGAUUUUCCUGGGAGAUGAGUGGAGGGAUACUACAUGGGGAGCAUCUCGCCAUACUGUAUCACAGCCAAUCAUGGUUCAGAGAAGACCUGGCCAAGGUUUUCAUGGAAACAGUGAAGUCAGCUCUGUUCUGUCUCCCCGUUCUGAAAGUGGUGGUCUAGGAGUAAGCAUGGUGGAGUAUGUGUUGAGAUCUUCACCUGGUGAUAAACUGGACACUCGUUUUAGGAAGGGACCAUUUGGUGCUGGAGACACAGAGCCUGAUGAAAAUGACAAGGCUGAUCAGAAAGGGAAAUCAUCACCAUUCGAGGAAGAUAAAAAAAGAGAUCUGAAACAAGGAGAUGAUAUUUCCAAAGCUAAUGGGCUAGUUUUGCAGAAUGGAAUAGAUACAGAUUGCAAAGACUUCAAUCGUACUCCUGGAAGUCAUCAAGCCUCUCCCACAGAAGUGGCUGAACGCCUGGGUCCAAAUCAAAAUACUUCAGAAGGUUUAGUCCAAUUGUCUAAUACUACAACAAAUAAACCAUCUGGAGAAGAGUUUCAUAAUUCUGACACUCAAAGUUUAGACACCAUUGAGGCCGCAGUUGGCUUAGAUCAUUUGCAGUUUGACUAUUCAAGCGGUCAAGUAUCCAUGGACUCCUCAGCAGCAGCAGCUGUAGGUCUUUUUGACUACAACUCCCAGCAUCAGCUCUUCCAACGGCAAAAUGCACUGACAGUACAGCAGCUGACUGCAGCCCAACAGCAGCAGUAUGCACUAGCAGCAACACAGCAGCCACACAUAGCAGGUGUAUUUUCAGCAGGUCUUGCUCCAGCUGCCUUUAUGCCAAACCCAUACAUAAUCAGUGCAGCUCCACCAGGCACAGAUCCAUACACUGCAGCAGGACUGGCUGCAGCAGCUACUUUAGCAGGUCCUACCGUUGUCCCUCCUCAGUAUUAUGGAGUUCCAUGGGGUGUGUAUCCAGCUAAUCUGUUCCAACAGCAAGCAGCUGCAAACAAUUCUGCCAACCAACAGGCUGCAACACAGGCACAGCAAGGACAACAAGUUCUGCGAGGUGGAAAUCAGCGCCCACUCACUCCGAAUCAGGGUCAGCAGAGUCAACAAGCUGACUCGCUAGCAGCAGCUGCUGCAACCAAUCCGGCUCUGGCCUUUAGUCAAGGCCUUGCCACUGGAAUGCCAGGUUAUCAAGUUCUAGCGCCAGCUGCUUACUAUGACCAGACUGGCACCUUAGUGGUGGGACCUGGAGCAAGAACUGGAUUAGGGACACCAGUUAGGCUGGUAGCAUCGACACCAGUUAUCAUCAGCUCCGCUGCCGCACAAGCUGCUGUGGCAGCUUCAGCUAACGGAACAGCAAGCAAUUUAGCAGCAGCAGCAAAUGGUCUCUUCCGUCCAAUUGGAACACAACCACAACAGCAGCAGCAGCAGCAGCAACAAAGUAACAACUUGCAGUCAAGCUCGUUUUAUGGCAGCAGCUCCCUUUCAAAUAGUUCUCAGAGCAGUUCACUGUUCUCUCAAGGGCCAGGCCAGCCAAGCAACACAUCACUUAGCUUUGGGAGCAGUAACUCACUGGGUGCUGCUAUUGGCUCUGCACUUGGAGGAUUUGGAUCAGCAGUUGGCAGCUCUGGAAGCAGCAGUGUAUCAAGACGAGAUUCGUUGUCUACAGCUUCUGAUCUGUACAAACGGCCCAACAGCAAUUUGCCUCCAAUUGGACAACAGUUCUACAACAGCUUGGGAUUUUCUUCUUCGCCUGGUCCAAUUGGCAUGCCCCUUCCUAGCCAGACGCCUAGUCAUUCUUUAACACCACCUCCAUCUCUUUCCACACAGGGAUCGUCAUCUACUCUUCAUCUUGGUGGACUGACCAAUGGCAGCGGUCGAUUCAUUUCUGCAGCACCUGGUGCUGAAGCUAAAAGUCGUAGUGGAAUUGGUUCAACAAGUCUGUUCAGUUCUAGCAGCCAGCUGUUUCCUCCCUCUCGUCUUCGCUACAGCCGAUCUGAUAUUAUGCCUUCAGGCCGUAGUAGGCUGUUAGAGGACUUUAGAAAUAACCGUUUUCCUAAUCUUCAGUUACGUGACCUGGUUGGCCACAUAGUUGAAUUCUCCCAGGACCAACAUGGGUCUAGAUUCAUUCAGCAAAAAUUGGAGCGAGCCACCCCUGCAGAACGCCAGAUGGUUUUCAGUGAAAUCCUGCAAGCAGCAUAUCAGCUGAUGACUGAUGUGUUUGGAAAUUAUGUAAUACAGAAGUUCUUUGAGUUUGGAAGUUUGGAUCAGAAGCUAGCUUUAGCCCAGCGUAUCCGUGGCCAUGUUUUACCUUUGGCUCUCCAGAUGUACGGUUGUCGUGUUAUUCAGAAGGCUUUAGAAUCCAUUUCAGCAGACCAGCAGGUAAUUAAUGACAUGGUAAAAGAAUUAGAUGGACACGUUUUAAAAUGUGUUAAGGACCAAAAUGGAAACCAUGUUGUUCAAAAGUGUAUUGAGUGUGUGCAACCACAGUCACUCCAGUUCAUCAUUGACGCUUUUAAAGGACAGGUAUUUGUCUUGUCCACGCAUCCUUAUGGUUGUCGAGUUAUUCAGCGUAUUUUGGAGCACUGCACACCUGAGCAGACUCUUCCAAUCUUAGAGGAACUGCAUCAGCACACUGAACAAUUAGUGCAGGAUCAGUAUGGAAAUUAUGUCAUCCAGCACGUUUUGGAGCAUGGGCGCCCUGAAGAUAAGAGCAAGAUCGUUGCUGAAAUAAGGGGGAAAGUUCUUGCUCUAAGUCAGCAUAAGUUUGCCAGCAAUGUUGUCGAAAAGUGUGUCACUCAUGCCUCUCGUACUGAACGUGCUUUAUUGAUCGAUGAGAUCUGCUGUCAGAAUGAUGGUCCUCAUAGUGCCUUAUACACAAUGAUGAAAGAUCAAUAUGCUAACUAUGUGGUUCAGAAGAUGAUUGAUGUGGCAGAACCAGCUCAGCGUAAAAUCAUCAUGCACAAGAUUCGUCCUCAUAUUACAACCUUACGAAAAUACACUUAUGGAAAACACAUCUUAGCCAAACUGGAAAAGUAUUACAUGAAGAAUACCACUGAUCUGGGGCCAAUUGGAGGACCGCAAAAUGGAAUACUCUAAGUUUUUGAUUUACACAAGAAGUAUAUUAAACUGUGCUACUUAAAUAUUGGGUGUACGAAACAAUGAAGGCCUUAAUAGUGGAGAGACAAAAUAACAUUUUAUUGUUGCAUUUUUUAAAAUUAAUUGUAAAUUGUAUAUUUUACCAAUCAAUUGCAACUCGUGUCGAAGUCCUGAGUCUGUGCAUUUGGUUUCUUCUUGCUGCCAGGUUGUGGGAAAACUUGGGUAAAGUACAGAUUGUAUAAAUUUAACAUAAUUGUAUUGAACAAAAUUGUGCAUGCUGUAAAUUAUAUCUUGUAAAAUCAUUUGUUUUAUUUUGUAAAGAAUUUUAUAUUUCUUUAGAUUAACUUUAAAUUCAGGUAGUUUUAGAUACUUUUCAGGCCCAGUUGAUUAGUUUAACUUUUGGGGGAGAUGCUAAUUAAAAUACUAUAUUAAUCAAAACAGGAUGAAGUUAAAUUGUACUUCAGCAAAUGCUUGUUGACUCCAAUAUUUAAAUAGCACAACAAAUGGUUUUGGUUUGUUGAAAUUUGAUGUAAUUCAGGGAAGUGCUUAAAUGACAGGCUGAUAUGUAAUGUUACUCCUGAUGUUUAUUUUACUAUGGAGAUGUCGAUACUUGAUAGGGUUUUAUUUUUUGAGAUAAACACUGCCCUGUUUUUCUACUUCAGCAAUGUAUAGCAGUGAUGUAUAUACAUACGUAUGUAUUUAACCAUUGGACAACGUGGCAGUUAAGGAAUCAUUGUAAUACGCAUAACCUAAAUGUAAAAAUUGCCUGAAAAGUUGAUUUUUUUUCUCUAUCAAAAUUUGGCUUUUCAGUCUAUUUUGCAAAGAUUUGAAGGAAUUUGUAUUUUUAAAUUACUAAUGUAAGGAAGUGUAUGGAUGUGUGGCAGUUUGAUUUUUACUUUUUCAAUUUAAAAAAAAAAUUAGAAAUCUUGUGCAGAUUUGAAAAUUAAUGGGUCAUUAAAGGCUGGUCUUGGUAGCCCAAAAUAACGCAUGUAAAAAUAAUGAAACUUGUUUCACUUCUAAAUACAUAGUGUAUAUGUGUAGAUUUCCAAUUUAUAGAUGUAAGUUUACAAUUUGUAAACAAGAGAAUCUGCAAUUUCAGUGUUUAAUCACAAGCUUGGCUAACUUGGUAGUAAUACAUAGUUUGAUUGUAAAAUUGUACAUUUGUAAACCUGAUGCUGUAAAUGUUAAGAAGUCUUUUACCCUUCAGAAAACAAAGUUUGCAUCUUAAUGUACAUUCACUAACUUGCUCCCCUUCCCUUGCAGAGUGUUGUAUAAUGUAAAGUUCUUUAAAUCAAAAGUGAUUUUUUAAAAACUAUCUUUCUAUGGCUUAAAAGAUGAACUGGCUUUUUAUCUAUUAGGACAAUAUGUUUUGUUUAUAACUGUAGCUAAUGAUAUUCUGUUCAUAUGGUAAAUUUUGAAAAAUUUACAAUCGUAAUGUUUCCUUGUUUCAGUGAAAGUUGUGCAUAGUAAAAUUGAAAAAAUUAGACUGAGGCAUCCAGUUACCAUGGAAACCAAAAUUACUUUCCAUCUCAAAAGUAAAUCCUUUUUGUACAGAAAGUACUGUAUUUUGGAAUUGUCAAUCUUAGUAAGUGGAAGUAUGUAUGAUAUUGUCAAAUUUUUAUUUGAAGAUGUGGUUGUAACACUACAUAUAGAUGUACAUUUUACAGGAGGCCUUAUGUACAUUUCCUGAUGAAGUUUUGCAGGCAGAAUUGCAAUCGUAUAUAAUUAAUAGUUAUUUGUAUUCUUUGCAUCUGGAAAUAUUUUGAAACGUGCUUUGUAUAUUCAGUUUCUGAAAGAUAAGAUUGUGAUUGUACUUUAGUGAUACUUGAAAAGUCAGUAUUUUGUAUAAACAGAAUGACUUUUGGAUUUGGAACAAUUGGGAAUUAUUUAUCUUAAUGCCUUUGGAUGUGAUGUCCUUAGCAUUGAAGAGAUAAAAGUUGUUUUCAUUAGGGCUGUGCAGUCAUUUUUUUAAAAUUUGUACUAAAAAUCAUUGAACUUAAAUUAUUCAAACUAGUUCAUAUUUCAGUGUUAAAUUUUUAAUAUUUGAUUAUUUUAUACUAUUAGUUUAAAGUCUUUUCAUGCUAUGACAUCUGUAUUUUUCAAUUUCGGUGUACUUUGGCUCUUCGCUUCCUAGCUUUUCAAUUGCUUUGCAGACUUUAACCUUGUUUGAGAGCUGCAAAAAAUUAAUCAUCAGGAAAAAUCAUGUUGGCCAUGUUUAGAUAAUUGGCUGUUAGCCUACAGUGUGCAUAGUCCUGUAGGCAUGUUAAUAACAUCAGUCAGUGCAGCCCUAGUUUCCAUGGCAGCUAUUUAUUUGCUGUAUUAAGGAGGUCACUUUGUGAGGAUUGUGCUCUAGUUUUAGUUUUGGGUAGUGUGAGUCCAGGUGAAAAAGCUGAUGAAGUUUUAAUUAGAUUUGAUAUCAAAUGAACAAAACCACUAGAGAAUGCUCUGACAUUUCCUUGUAGUUGAUGGACCAUUUUUUUUUGUUACAAGGUCUGCCUCCUGGCUCCUUGGUGGUUAAGACAGACUAAUCUUACAUUCAUUGUUGUAUAUGCUGUACAUAAAAGAUGUCAAUAACGUAUGAAUUAAACUUGUUUUGUUUUCCGUAUGAAAAUGUUUUUAUUUC